AUGGCAAGGAAUGUAGGGUUCUUCAUCUGCUUCUUGAUCAUAGCCAUGGAUGUUUCAGCAGGAAUUCUCGGCAUUGAAGCUGAAAUAGCUCAGAACAAGGUGAAGCAUUUGAAGAUGUGGAUAUUUGAGUGUAGAGACCCGAGUUAUACAGCCUUCAAGUACGGUUUAGCUGCGUGCAUCCUUUUGGCCUUAGCCCAUGUAACGGCUAAUUUGCUUGGUGGGUGUCUCUGUGUUGUCUCAAGACAAGACCUUGAAAAAUCCUCAGCCAACAAACAGCUUGCCGUGGCUUCUCUGAUAUUCUCCUGGAUCAUAUUGGCAAUUGCUUUCUCAAUGUUGAUCGUAGGGACGAUGGCAAACUCAAGAUCGAGGAAAUCUUGUGGGAUUUCGCACCAUCGGGUUUUGUCCGUAGGAGGGAUCCUCUGUUUCAUUCAUGGCCUCUUCGCUGUUGCUUAUUACAUCUCUGCAACUGCUUCAACAUGCGAACAAACACACACAGGCCAUGCUUAA
Messenger RNA from Arabis nemorensis, 507 nucleotides. The record is from the annotation of a GenBank genome assembly. Lineage: Eukaryota; Viridiplantae; Streptophyta; Magnoliopsida; Brassicales; Brassicaceae.